GUCGUUCGGGCCCGCAGCAUCGCUCCAAAAUCAGCACAAGCUAUGGCAGCAUCGGACCGCGCCGCACUCACGGCGCGCUUCCAGCAGCUGGCGCGGCAGGACGAAGAGCGCAGACUGGCCUCGUUCACCUGCGACGACGCAUGGACGCUCGGGCAGUAUGCGCGCGAGGCAUAUGAAAGGCACAGCGCCGGCGCAGCGCGGCGCGUCGGCGUCGCCAUCCAGAUCCACUCGUUCGACGGCCAGGUGCUGUUUGCCUGCGUCGUCGGCCAGGGCGCCACGCCGCGUCUGGGCGAGAUGAUCCGCCGCAAGAUCGAGACGGUGCGUGUGUACUCGGUCAGCUCGUACGCCAUCGGGCGCAAGCUGCUCGGCCAGGGCAAGACGCUCGACGACCUCGGGCCCGACCACGCGCCGCACGGCGGCGCCGUGCCCAUCUUUGUGCGCUCGGUCGGCGCACCAGUCGGCGCAAUCGCUGUCUCCGGCCUGUCGCAGGAGGUGGACCAUGCCAUUGCAGUCGAGGCGCUCGAGCGACACAUCAGUGCGGCGGGGCCUGCUCACUAGAGCGCCAGGGUCGCGACGGCCGAGCAGGCCAUUGUCUAUGCCUCGCUGUGCGGCAGCAUGUGAUUGUCUAUGGCACUUUCUCGCGCAGGCGCACCGUAGCCGUGAGAGCGGGCUACGUCGCAGCGAUGUUGCAUGAGACGCAGAGUGGAGUCGAGUCGAUAGCAGAGCCGAGUGAGGCGGGUGCACUGCGUACUGCGGCUGUUGUCUGCGUCGGCGCUGCGCCGCCCGUUGCCGCGCGCCGUGCCGUUUUGCUUCCGCGACGCGGUGCGGCGCAUCCGCACAAGCGCUCUGCCUUGC
Messenger RNA from Tilletiopsis washingtonensis, 855 nucleotides. RefSeq names its product DUF336-domain-containing protein. The transcript is spliced from 5 exons. Lineage: Eukaryota; Fungi; Basidiomycota; Exobasidiomycetes; Entylomatales. The record is from RefSeq and is a predicted model, not a curated record. Bases 43 to 558 code for a protein of 171 amino acids.